Spinacia oleracea (spinach) is the source of this 1746-nucleotide messenger RNA. RefSeq lists its product as uncharacterized. The transcript is spliced from 7 exons. Bases 239 to 1405 code for a protein of 388 amino acids. NCBI's taxonomy places the organism in Eukaryota, Viridiplantae, Streptophyta, Magnoliopsida, Caryophyllales, Amaranthaceae. The record is from RefSeq and is a predicted model, not a curated record.
GUCAUUACACAAAUACAAGUAUACAACCCUAUUCUGGUGAAACUUUAUUUUUCCCCAUUUUUUUUCAUAAAUGGCGAUAAUGCUGAAGCUCGAUAUCAAUGGCGACCGGAAUUGCUGAAGUUUGAAAUUCCUCAUCUACGGUUCGAGUUCAAUUUAACAAUCUCUCUGUUAGUUCGAUUCCUCUUCAAUAGUUAUCAAUUAGUUCGAUUUCUCUUCAACAACUAUUUUGGUUUUCAAGAUGCAGAUGUAUCCCGCAGGAAGAGGAUAUGGAGGUAGGGGUGAUGGAAGACAUGGAUAUGGUGGUAGGGGUGAUGGAAGACAUGGAUAUGGUGGUAGGGGUGCAGGAAGGAAUUCAGUGUUUAUGCCAAGCACUAGUUCUGUGGCUUCUGCCACGUCCAACUCAGAUUUCGAGUCACCAAAUGAGCCUAUGGAGGAGUCUAUAAAUGAGCAUAUGGAGGAGCAUCAACAAAUUGUUGGAGGUAAUCCAGAUGCACUUGAUAGACUGGAUCCAAAUGGUCUGUGGUUUGAUAAUGAUCAUAAAGUGGCUAGCCGUGUUACUGAAUCUAUUAAGACAUUCUACAAUGGCCCAUGGACUUCAUUCUCUAAUUUGCCAGCGUGUGCCCCGACAAUAUGGUUCAGAAACUUCAGGCAUUAUUACAGAUGGGAUCCUUUGAUAUCACAAGAAGUGAAGAAUGCUUUUGUUGCAGAAGCCAUAAAGUCUCUUCGGCAACUUGCUUCUCGUCUUGGUAUGGAGGCAGAUGAAUCAAAAACUAUUUGGUGCCCUUCCGAUGUUCGACAGAAAUUGCUUGAGUACAAAGAAACAUCAAAGUUUCAGGAAAAAUCGACAAAGUGCUCAAAGAGUAGAACUGUUGGAGAGAGAGCACGGACAACACAUGCACAAGGAUCCAUAUCUGCAAAGAAACUGAAGGAAGUAAUGACCAAGGAACUUAAACGUGAAGUUAGUGCUGCUGAAUUGUUCCAAAGAGGUCACUUUAGUAAAGAGAAAAAGAAGUUUGUUGAUAAACAAGCUGACAAAGUAUGGGAGAAAUACGAAAUGAUCAAGAGAGACAACAAUAACCAAGAUGCCACUGACAAUGACUUCUUUUAUGAGGCUGCUGGAGGUUGGGAUGCAAAAGGGAGACUAUAUGGAUUGGGUUGUGCUGGGGAGUUGUACUAUGUGAAGUCUAAAGGGUCCGAUAGUUCUAAGAGACAAAGGACAACUUAUGUGGAUCUAAGGAAACGAGUUGAAGAUCAACAACAACAAAUUGAGCAACUUAGAGCCAUUGUGGAGAAACUAACACAGAAUAUGACUCCAUGUCGUCCUCAAACUACUGCAUCCUCUCUUCCACGAUCCCCAGCACCUCCUUCCGGUGGUUCUAGACAUGGACAUGGUAUCGCUGCUUAAUGGUUAAGAAAGUUCAUAGUGAGGAUUUCUUGGCUUGGGACAAUAUUAAAGCAACAGCAACUUGGGACAGUUCGAGCAAUGGUGUUCUUGGCUUAAUACUUCAUAAUCGAUUUUCAUUUAUCUCAUUUUAUAUAAUCAAAGAAUAUAUUCGUCUCUUUCUGUAACCCAUGUUUCAGGGGUAAAUCCUCCCUUCAUUACUGAGUAUAUACUUUCUCCAGUUUGUGCUCCCUUUGUCUAGAAACGUGACACCUUAAUUUAGGGUAUGAAUACAUAUUUUACAGUAUCAUAAGAAUUUCUUAUUCCUUCCAAAGAAAAAAAAAAUCUGUAUUUAUUAAUUAUUA